Aspergillus fijiensis CBS 313.89 is the source of this 627-nucleotide messenger RNA. RefSeq lists its product as uncharacterized. The transcript has 2 exons. Bases 1 to 444 code for a protein of 147 amino acids. Lineage: Eukaryota; Fungi; Ascomycota; Eurotiomycetes; Eurotiales; Aspergillaceae. The record is from RefSeq and is a predicted model, not a curated record.
AUGGGUGACCUCAAACAGUUGGUCGGCCUGUCUCCGUUGUUGCUGUUCACCCUGGGUUUGUUGAAAUGCAUCUUCGACGAGACCACCACCCAACGCCCAUCCGGCCUGCAGAUCAUCGACCUGCAUUCCGGUAUCUUUGGCAUUUUUGGCCGAUUGCGACCGCGACCUCCUACUGCGGCCCGCUUGCUCUACAGUCUGAUCAGUGGCUUUGGCCAUAACCCGCAGUUCACCCUUAUUAAUGGGGACAGCACCAUCCAUAUCGUGAUGGUGAUCGUCGAGGAGGUUCUGGUCGUGUGCUUGUAUACAGUGCUCAGGUUGAUGACACCUCGGUCUAGCGUGCUACCACAGAUGGUGGGUGGCGGAGUGCUGCCGGAGAGGUUGUCUUCUCUUUCCCACGAGGCGAGGGAAGAUGGCGGCCAGCAACAACAGCCACUGAAGCCGUAGCAGCAGCGACAGCAACAAGAACGACAACAAAGACGCUAAGGUUGCAUCCGAGUUGCCGUGGAUCGAGACAACCGGAGAUUAUGACUCGAUCGGGGAGUCCGUUUCAUUGAGCCAUUUGGCCCUAUGAAGUCCAGGGGUAGAGACUGUGCAUUCGGUUGGACUGCUGAGGUGUCGAUGUUUUAG